This is a messenger RNA of Pogona vitticeps (central bearded dragon), 1247 nucleotides long. Lineage: Eukaryota; Metazoa; Chordata; Lepidosauria; Squamata; Agamidae. The record is from RefSeq and is a predicted model, not a curated record.
GAGACUCUCCAGACUAGAGAGGGAGAGAAGGCAUAGAGAUUGCCCAGAAAUUGGCUAGAGUGACCUAUGAGGGCUGGGGGCUAUUGUGUCUUGGCGCUGUAGCGUUUCCCACACCUAUGGUACUUCUUUUUCUAAAAAAAACCUCUUGACAGUGAAAAAGUCGCAUAGUGAUAGGAAAAAUAAGAGGAGGACUGGAAUGAUGCACCGGUUCGCUAUGGGCCACGAAAAAGAUUAGGUGGAAUGCAGUAGGACCCUCUUACCCGCUGGAUAAGUAUAUCCGCUGUUUCACAUAUCCGCGGUCUGGCAAUACUGUACAAUAUUUGAAAUGCGGAAAGAAUAAUCCUAGAAAUACAGUGGUGCCUCGCAAGACGAAUGCCUCACGGGAUAAAAAAACCUCGCAAGAUGAAUGUUUAUUUUGCUUUAAAUCUCAACUGUUAAGACCCAGGAUGCAUUCUGCAUUGUGCUGGAAGGUUUAAAAAGCCUCCCCAAUGCAGCCUGGGUUCACUUUGCCACGUGCAGUUCCAAGGUUGACUUCGAGAGGAGCAACCGUGGUCUGUGUUGUGGACGCAUCCUGUGUUUGGAGAAAUUGACGGUUUUCAGAGCCUGCAAAAGGUAGCAGCUGUACUGACAUGGGUCCCAAGAAGGCUGCUUCUGCAGAGGCCAGGAAGAUGACAAAGGAGAAGAUUACUGUAGAGAUGAAGAAGGAGAUAAUCAGGAAGCACAACAGAGGCAUGCGAGUGACAGACCUCGCUAGGGAGUACCGGAGGAAUCCAUCCACCAUCGCUACCAUCCUUAAAAUGAGGGAGAAGAUCCUUGCAACAGAUGUAGCCAAAGGUGUCACCAGGAUGGUGAAGAACCGGCCAGCUGUUCUGGAGGAGGUGGAGAAGUUGCUGCUCAUCUGGAUGGAAGAGAAGCAGCGUGCAGGGGACCCAGUGACUGAGGCUGUCAUUCGUGAGAAGGCCAAGGCCUUGCACGCAGACCUUGUGCAGCAAGAGCCAGGCACCUCAGCUGAGCCAGAAGUCUUCAAGGCAAGCAGAGGCUGGUUUGAACGCUUCAAAACCAGAUCUGGAAUCCACAGCGUGGUCAGGCCGACCGGAAGUGGCGUUCUCGGCGGUUCCCGUCGCCUGGGCAACGCGGCGCUGUUUACUACCAAGGCCGGGGCAGGCGAGGAGCGGCGUUCCUUGAUGGAGCCGCAGCGAGCAGGCACGAAUGUCUGCGAAUCCCUGGAGGUGCAGGUGGAGGUCUGA